Molecule: messenger RNA, 2625 nt
Organism: Acanthopagrus latus (yellowfin seabream)
Lineage: Eukaryota; Metazoa; Chordata; Actinopteri; Spariformes; Sparidae
Product: IKBKB interacting protein
Exons: 4
Coding region: 147-1355 (402 amino acids)
Source: RefSeq, a predicted model, not a curated record
GAUUUGUGAGAGUUUGGCGAUUAACGGUUAAGCAAACUGGCAAACGCGACUCAAAGCGGCACUUACAGUUUAAAACAUUUAUGUCACCUCGAGGUUAAAGUUAGGCCCGUUAAAUUCCUUCAAAGUAAAGGUGCCAGUGUGCUAAAAUGCCUGCUGAGGUGAAGCAGAGGAAGAAGCCACAGAAACAAAGUGAUGAAGUGUCUGAAUCCUCGACCAGAAACGGAAAAGACGAAGCUCAGAAAGUGAAGACGGAAGCUGCGAGUAAACCAUCCUCGAGUUUGGAUAUCAGAAGCGUUAUCUGCGUUUUGUCGCUGGCGGUGUGCGGAGGUCUGAGCUGGGUGGUGCUGCAGCAGAAUGAGAGGGUUUCCAGGAUUGAGGAAAAGUACAGUUUAUUACACGGAAAGACUUCAAACCUGUUCGACAUGGAGGAAGAAGUCCUGAAGGUUUCUAAAAAGCUUGCCGCCUCUGAGGACGACCUACAGGAGGCGCUCUCCACCGUCUCCUUGGCAACACGACUCCAGCAGGACAUCUCCACCCUCCACGCCACCGUUGCCUCGAUGCAGGCCGACGAGAACUCCGCCUCCCGUGACCUGCAGGCGGUCAACGCCCACUUCCUCAACGUGACGGAGACGUGGCAGGAGCGCCUGGCCGCCAUCACCACUGACCUGGUUGCCCUCAAGGCCGAAUCCAGGGAGGCUCACGGCGGAGCCACCGAGCGGGUGAACGAGGCUGAACGGAAGGCCCGGUUGCUGGCAGAGAAGCUGGAAGAGCUCGAGGACAGCACGAAGAGGAAUGCCCGAGCUAUGGAGCGCACAGAGGAAGAAGACAUUAAGCGAGCGCAGGGUCAGCUGGACUGGAACACCAAGCAGAUCCACCAGCUGGAGGGGCAGAUCAGCAGCCUGAGCAAGAUGGAGGCCGAGCUCAGCUCUCAGCUCCAGGAGCACAUUCCCCGGGCGCAGGAGUGUGAACAGCUCCUGCCGCAGGUGGAGCAGGCGGUGCGCUCCAUCCUGAGGCUGGGUGUGGAUCUGAGCGGGGCGGAGAAACGUCUGGAGGAGGUGACGUUACAGGUGUUUGGGACUGAGGACAGCAUGCUGAAAGCCCUCAAUGAAAUCCUGGAGAUGAGACAGGAGCUGGACACCCUGCAGGCUCAAAACAGCAUCCUGAAAAUGAAGAAUGAGCUGUCUGUGGUUAAAGAGGCUGUCCGUGAGCUCACCAUGGUGCUGAAGGAAAAUAGGGUUGAAAAAGAUUCUGACUCUCUGGAGGAAGAAGGAUGGAUGGAGGAGGAGGAGGAGUGGGAGGGAAAAGUUGACGAGGACGAGGCAGCUCGACUUCGUUAUGGUGACCUCACUGAAUGAUGUCAUUGUUUUGAGUCACUGGGGGAAAGGGAGUGGCCCUGUGUAUAUAUUUGCUGCCUAAAGUUCAGUAUUAAUGUUUGUCAGAGUGUGUACCUCAGUUUCAAGGCGUAAAAGUUCCCUGAUUUCAGUAUAAACUCUUGUACACGAGCACUGUGUUACACAAGCACAAUCACGAAUGUAUUUUAAUGUUUGUUUCAUGUGGAGUGACACUGACAGGUUUCUUUUGUAACUGUAUAAAAACAUGCUGCAUUACAAGGGCUGGCAAUACGUUAUGUAUCACAACGCACGAUUCACAAUUCAAUAUACUACAAUAUUUCUAAAUUUAAUUCAGUGAAAACUCAGUAUAAGGAAAACACCACCACUGUAAGAAUAUAAUCUGAUUGGGGAAAAAACAACUUUUUAUUAAAUCAGAACAGCAAGUUCAGCAUUUGUAUUUAUCACAGUUCCUGUACAUCCAACAUCAUAGCAAUAUGUGUGCGCAAUCUGAUGAAAGAGAUAAAAGAUUGUAUCAGUAAAAAAUAAAAUGAAGGUGUUUCAGGAUUGUGUAGGUUUGGCUUGAUAUCAGAUUUUUACUUCUAACUAACCACCACUAAUUAAAUUGCCCCGCUACUAUCGAGAAUCAAAAAAAUAUCUUCUCCAGAAGAUCAAUAUCUAAGAAGUUAAUCUCAUCAGUGUCAGUGAGCCAAUAAGCAUGCUGCAUGCUUUGCUUGUUGUGCCAAGAUCUAACAGCGCUGGUGAUUGGCUUUCUCACGGCAUGCAGGAAAAACACAAGGUGACGCCCAGAGACGGUGUAGACACGCUUACCAAGUGUAUGUGCAAUGUAAUAUUUUGUUAAUUAUUCAAUUGAUAAAGCUAUAAAACAAUAUCUGUGACUGUCCAUCGAGAAGUAACAACCUGAGAGCUGAAACAAACAAGCAACUGAUCUUUAUAAAGUUGUUUUUUAGCAAAAUGUUUCCAACUCUUUCUAGUUCUAGACUCUAAACUUUGCAGAUUGGCUGUUUUUCUUUCUGAUUUAAUAUUAAACUUAAUACUUAAGUGAUGGACUGUUGUUUGCAUCAUGUUGUGUGUUAUGAUGAAAUGAAUACGAUUGAUAUUGAUGAUGAAAAUAGCCGGUUGUUGCAGCCCUAAACUACCUGGUCAAUGUUGCCUUUGAUUUGUUACAGGAGUGGCUUUUGUAGAUCUGUUAUGAAGCUUCAUGUUUUUGAUGACAUGUUGAAAUUAUGGCAGUCACAGUUCCUAUUUAAUAAAGUCACAUUUUUUAAUUGAAAAA